Messenger RNA from Loa loa (African eye worm), 775 nucleotides. RefSeq lists its product as hypothetical. Gene Ontology annotation, biological process: microtubule-based process; cilium assembly. NCBI's taxonomy places the organism in Eukaryota, Metazoa, Nematoda, Chromadorea, Rhabditida, Onchocercidae. The record is from RefSeq and is a predicted model, not a curated record. The transcript is spliced from 3 exons. Gene Ontology annotation, cellular component: cytoplasmic dynein complex. Gene Ontology annotation, molecular function: dynein light intermediate chain binding; dynein intermediate chain binding. Bases 311 to 649 code for a protein of 112 amino acids.
UUGCAGCCAUACUUAUCUGAGUGGUCAAAUUGUUUCAUCAAAUUUCAAGUAUAUAUUCUUGAGAAAUUCUUCUCGAGCCUAUUGCAGUGAUUCUACUUCGUUAUUCUCGAACUGCAGGUGAUUUGCACCUCUGACUCACUGUUUAAAUUUAAUUUUCAUAAUUUUUGAAUAUUGUUUGGAGAAUUUACUUUUCGUUUAAUGAAGCGUAUAAAUUGGCGAUGAAGAAGAUGGAAAUUGUGCGCAUCGAUGAAUAUUAAUUUGAAUAACAUCGAUUUAUUGAUAUUUCCCGUUUUCACAAAGCGCGUAAAUUAUGUUCAGUAAACAGCGAUUCAGCCAGCUCAGACGGCAAUCUCGACGAUGGCACAAUGCUGUUGCAACGAGAGUUCUUCGAUCACCGGAAAUCACUAUACGUUCAACAAAUUUGGACGAAAAUUUUCAAGAAGUCGUUAAAGAGGUUGCAAAGCGAACAUUGAGUCACUGUUCAACGGAAAAUGAAGUUGCUUCAUCUAUCAAGAAACAUUUCGAUGAAAUGACAGGGUCAUGUUGGAACUGUAUAGUUGGAAGGAACUUCGGGUCGCAUGUGGAAUGUACUUUCUAUGUACAUCUCAUUUGUUCCAGAAUUUCUAUUGUCUUGUACAAGAUAGAUUAAAUAUCCUCUGCUUCACAAGUUUUCAGCUUAUUUUUGAAAACAUGCAGAACAAAUUUGCUUUUCUAUGUACUAAUAAAAAGAUUGGAGGAGAAUUGUCCACAUUUCUUCCUACCUUAUUAUUUGCGC